Molecule: messenger RNA, 963 nt
Organism: Stylonychia lemnae
Lineage: Eukaryota; Ciliophora; Spirotrichea; Sporadotrichida; Oxytrichidae
Source: the annotation of a GenBank genome assembly
AUGCUAAUUAUCAAGCCUGAGCUCGAGAUUCCUGUGUGCUGCGACUUUCAUUUAGAUUAAGAAGCUAGUUUUUACUGUUAUUAGGAUGAAAUUAUGAUGUGUCUAUAAUGCAAAUAAGAUCAUGAAUAGUUUAAGAUUCAUAGUAGUAAUCAGCAUUUGCAUAUUAAUAAAACUGAAUUGGAAAACUAUGCAUAGAGAUUAGAUUUUAAACUGGUAGAAUUACUAGCACAUGUUACUAGAAUAAAAGCAAUACUAGGUGAUCAUAUCUCUUCAAAAGUUAGAAUUAGUAGCAGUGAAUUUAUGGGAAACAUUAAACUAAUUCAAGAAGUACUAAGCCCACUACAUCAAGACGAGAUAAAGAAGAAUUAGAUCAUAUUUUUAAGUAAGACAUAGGAGAUAGUUGAAACCUACUUGAAGACCUUUGAUAGCGAAAUUAUUCCCAAACAAUAUAAUGUUGAAGCUAAAGAUCUAUUAGAAUAAUGGCUAGGAUUUAAAGCAAAUUUCGAGUUAUUAUAUAGAGGAUCAAGAGAUGGUUUCAGAUCAGAUACUUUUCAUGAAUACUGUGAUUAUCAAGGGCCAACACUUACUCUCGUAAAAAGUGAGUUUAACAAGAUAUUUGGGGGCUAUGCCUCAUUAUCUUGGUCAUCGAAGGAAAAAUGGCAAUAAGACAAUUAGGCGUUCUUAUUUUCAAUGACCCACUAAACAAAGCAUCCCUUAGUAAAGAAUAAGCAGUAAGCGAUGCUUUGUAACAGUAGAGGAUAUAUGAUUGUGUUUGGAGGAGGAGAUUUGUAGAUAUUCGAUGAGUGUGAUAAGUAAAAGGUUAACAAUUUUAGUACUUUAGGUAUGUGCUAUGAAUUACCAAAAGGUGUGCAAUUUAUGGACAAGGAGGCUAGCUCUUAUUUAGCUGGAGAUAGAUAUUUUGAAGUUAUUGAUAUUGAGGUGUACAGAGUGUCAAGAAAAUGA